Molecule: messenger RNA, 3678 nt
Organism: Verruconis gallopava
Lineage: Eukaryota; Fungi; Ascomycota; Dothideomycetes; Venturiales; Sympoventuriaceae
Exons: 1
Coding region: 123-3584 (1153 amino acids)
Cellular component (GO): cytosol
Source: RefSeq, a predicted model, not a curated record
UGAGGCGUCACUAUAGUGCGAGCGCCCCAAUUUGCAGCUCCAACAAUCACCGUCGUCGGACGCUCAAAACACCAAUCCUUCUCUAAUGCCCAGAUGCUCGGUCUCUCACGCUGCCCGACAUCAUGGAUCCUCCUCCCUCGUCGCCCCAUCCUCUGUCUUCUCCUUCACACUCGUCCUCGCCCUAUCCGGAACCUCGUCCACAUGCGACACUCUUCCGUCUCGGUCUCCAACCCCUCAUCGUGCAUUUCCACUCCCUGGGAAAUGGCUAUAUGGAUCCAAGGACACUUGACCAGUUCGAUACCAAGAUUCUGAAACGUAUUCUCAGCGACACGGCCAAGAAGGUCGCUGUGCGCGAGCAACUGGGCAGGGAUCGCGCUGUGUGGACCGACCUACGCGAGCUGUUCUUUGCCGGAUCACAGUGCCUAGGGAGCAUGUGCUGCACAAGUGCACCGGUUGCGCAUGGAAUUUCGCAAGGAGGAGCCGAGGAGGGAGAUGACGGAGGGGCAGAGAGACUGGAAGAUGUGGCCAGCAGUAUCUUGAUUGUGAAGAACUAUGGUGUUCUUGUCAAGGAUGUGGCAAGAAUCAUCACCCUCGUGGCCAUUGCUCGGAAUAUCCUUACGAUCGGUCCUUCUGCGCAAGACCUUGCCGCUGACGUCAAGGUCGAAGAAGCCAUAUUCGCCCUUUUAACUCUGUGUGUAAGAGUUACAGGGAGAGGCUUCGACAGCGGAGGCACGAAAGACGAGGAGAGAAAGUGGCAAGCCGUGGUAAAUGAUUUCAAGAGAUUGCUAGCCUCAUGUCUGCAGUUUCUAAACAAUUUAAUCGCGCAGAACGAAAGGAGGAAACUACUACUUUGGAUUCAGCUGUUUGACAGCCCUCCUGAGAGUGAUGGCACGGGGCCUGCCGUCGAUAGAAGACUGAUCGAGGGGCUUCGCGAUGAUCCAAUUGUCAAUGGAUAUUCCUUGGGGAUCCCCAGCAACGGUAUUGGAAAAGACGGCGUUCCCCACGUCAUUCGUCGUUUCAAAGAUGGACUUCUUGCGCACAUGAAUCGUCUAGAAGACCGACGAGUCGCUAGUGGACGACCUACACCUAUCCAGCCGGUGCUAGACAAAGAACAUCUUAGCUCAUCGCCAUUUUUGUUAUAUAUCGGCAAAGUUGGCAUGGAUAUCAAGAAGGAGCUUCAGGAUGCCGGAAAGCCUGCUGGAGCUACAGAGAUCGCAGCAGAAUGCAAGAGAAGGUGGCAAGCUAUGAGCAAGGAGGAGCAAAAGAGCUGGCACGACUAUUACGCAAAACUGUUGGACAGUUAUAGGGAAGAAGCAGAACCUGAUACUGGUAGCUCCACCGGCGGUCGCUCUACCGAAGAAGCAGGAAAGAAUCAAGCGCUGAGAGAUAGCGUGGUUAGUUUGGCGCAGAGCGUGGAGCAGAUCCAAAGUGACAUAAGGAAUCUGAGCAUUGCUGCUUCUCAACGCGCACAAGGACGAGAUUUGAGCCAGGAACAUAUCGUCGAAGAAACCAAUUCGGCUUCGCUUAUGAUCGGCGACAGCGUCCAGCUAAGCCUCCCACACUCAUCAAGUCCAGAUGCAGCACCUGCGACUGAGAGUGACUAUAGUGUCACUUACUCAGCACACUAUGGCGCGACGAUUUUGCAACAAGGCAAGGAAGACCUUCUUCGAAGACUUGAACCAGAUCACAUACGACUGUCACGUUCACAACGCGCGAGAACGCGAUCGCCUCCUCCAACCCUUUCCUCUCAAGCUGAUGUCGACGGUAACCACGGUUCGGACAGCCAAAAUGUCCCUGAACCACCAGACGCGCCUCUUACUCUUGCUUCAGAUGAUGAAAGAGACGGCCUAAGUGAGGAUGAAGAUAGUGAGUAUGACGACCCCGUGCCUGGCGAUGAUGGCCGAGGUCUACUUACAGACGUGCCUCUUAUUCUUGGGCCAACGGAGAUCGAGGUUCUCCCCAUGAUUAUCCAAUCCGGCAUCGUACCUCCUGGUCCCUCGCAGCCAGGAUACGGCUCUACACCUGAGGAAAAUGCUGCUCUCCGUUCUAUGCACACAUUGCGCUGCCAUCUUCUCCUGGCACAGGAUAACGGGCGCAAUCUCCUUCGCGAGCUGCUCAUUUUCGUGGCAGCCUGGGACCUGAGAGAAGAAGAACUAUACUUCCAGCUCAUGACCCAGAUUAUUGAGGCUGUGCUAAUAAAUGGGCUCCUGCCGUUCAGUUAUCAUGCGUUUAGAGAGAGCAAAGAUGUCAUAUCGCCUGCGCAGGCAGUCAUCAUGAAAUUACUUACUCAUAUUUUUCGGCGAAGGCAGGCUGAGACGGCUAAGAAGGGUUUGGCUAUUUUCCCGCGCAACACGUCAUCUCCGGAGCAGAAAGAUGGGGAGAAUGCAUCUCCAUCACCGGCGUCGGAAUCAGCUGCAGAAAAGAGAGAGCAAAGCUACCCGCAUCGGGUGGAUGUCCACAUGGUGUCUUUUCUCUUAACCGAAUUUCGACGGCAUAUCAUUCCACAGACAUGUGCUCUCAUCUUUUUGCAGGGCCAGAUUCGGGCUGGCUUAGUAUCUCCAGAGGAAUUUCCACUCAAUUUGUGGGACAUGGAGCGAAUGUACGAGGGUAUAUACCAGUAUCUGGAAUUUUUCGCCAUACUGACGGAACACGAACGAUGGAAGGAAAUGAUGGCUGAUUGGGAAAUCACGUCCGAGCUUAUAACUCUUCUAGAAGAGCUUGAAGCCGCAAUUCCAAGGGCGACGGCGAGGAACAUGGAGAGCAGGAGAGGACGAGCAAAUAUGGAGCAAGCUCCUUUGGCUGCGACGGAUGGACAGCCUCGAGUUGCUGUAGAGCGUCCAUACGAUCCUCAUAGUGAGAUUCAACCACAGGAAUUUCCUACGUCCGAGCAACACAUCCAAGGAACGAACGGCCCGCCGCCCCCACCACCACCACCCCUUGAAGAUGAACCUUCAGAUUUCGAAUGGCGCAAUCUGAAGAAAUUGGCAGUGCUCGUACUGUCGUCCCUAGUGUGGAAGUCUCGCAAGGUGCAAGAGCAGCUUGGCGCUGCAGGGCCUCUUGCUGGCAGUAGCAGCGUCAGUAGCCAGAGCCAUAGGCUGAAGGGAAGAGGAAUUCGAGCUUUACUCAAUUGCUGCAAAGUCGAUGACUACAAUCCUUAUAUACGAGAACAUGCUAUAAUGGCAUUGCGAUUCGCUCUUGAGGGCAAUGAAGAAAACCAGGACAUCGUGAGAGGGUUGGAGAGGAUGGCUGAUGACGAAGGUUCUUCAACGCUAAGUUCUGGAGGUACAGCCACGUUGUCACAGCGGCCUCGGAAACAAGACAUCUCACCUCCUGGUCAAAGCGGUCCUUCUGGUUCUUCGACGAGCACUAGCUCUAUCCCUGGAAACGCCCCUGACCGAACAACUAUUACGACGGCAAGCGGCAUGAAAGUCGAAGUGCCAAAAGAAGUGCUGGACCUGAAUGGCUAUGAGACAUUUGUGGAUUCAAGAGGGCAGGUGCAGCUGAAAAAGAGAGAUCACAGCCAGAGAAGGGGCAAGGCGACUGCAUCGGCCAAUGCAGAAUUUGGAGAAGACGACUUUAUGUAGAAGAUAAAAUAGCCACCUGAUGGAAAGGGCGUAUAACAACAGUCCAGUGGCACGCUCCAAGCUCAUAUAAUAGUUGUUCUCAACACUUUCUGCC